AUGUCCACGCCACGCCCAUUAUUUGUUUACGGCACACUUCGAGCCUUGCCACUGCUUGCCUGGGCCGUAACAGGCGACGCGUCCAAUAACAAGACCGUCCGAAAGUUUGCCCAUCCAGCCAAAAUCCAUGAAUACACACGAUUCUCCGUCCACCACUGCGACUACCCAGCCGUCAUCAAGAAAGAGUCCGGUGAAGUAAAUGGGUAUCUUCUGAUUCUGGAGACCGCCUCCCAACGCAAGAAGUUGGAUGAUUUUGAGGGAGAGGCAUACAAAGUUACACCUGUGGAGGUGGUGAUGGAGGACGGGACCAAAGUUGAGGCGGAUAUGUAUGUCUGGGACGGGGAUAUGGAGAAACUCUCUGAUGAGCCAUGGGAGUUGGAGUGGUUUAUUAAAGAGAGGUUGGAGGAUUGGCUUGAUAUUUUCGAGGGCAUGAAACUCGUCGGAGAUGAUAACUGA
Fusarium coffeatum is the source of this 456-nucleotide messenger RNA. RefSeq lists its product as uncharacterized. NCBI's taxonomy places the organism in Eukaryota, Fungi, Ascomycota, Sordariomycetes, Hypocreales, Nectriaceae. The transcript has a single exon. The record is from RefSeq and is a predicted model, not a curated record. Bases 1 to 456 code for a protein of 151 amino acids.